CAUGGCUCCUGCCACCCCUUUAUAAGCAGGUGGAGGUACGGGAAGGCUGGCAGGACAAGCAAGCAGAAGCUGAGCACAGCUGCUGUGAGGAGUGGAAAUGGCUGGCUUUAGCAGCAAGAUCUUGGUCCUGGUUUCCCUGUUGGGGCUCCUGGCGCUGCUCCUGUGCGGCACCUCUGAAGCGCAAAGCAACCAGGAUUGCUGCCUGUCUUACACCAAAGUGCGCCUGCCUCGGUGGGCCCUGAAGGGUUAUACUGAACAACUCUCCAGUGAAGUCUGUGAUAUCCAUGCAAUCAUUUUCCACACCUACAGUGGGCUGAAUGCCUGUGUAAAUCCUAAGGAAGGCUGGGUGAAGAAGCAUCUUCUUUUCCUGAGCCACAAGCUCAAGAAGAUGUCAAUGUGAUAUGGUUUCCAGCAGGGAACUACACGCAGACGUGGCUGAAGAACCACUAGUUUGAACCUCUCGGUUGAGAUGUUGUCUUGUACACUGUUGUGUGCUUACUCACCACUAUCUCUGGCUUCUUUGGAACCGUUGAACUUCUUGAGUUGAUUCAUAUUGCAUCGCUGUUUUGCUUGAAUUAAGCAUUUAGUUAAAGUUUCUAUUUUUACUAAUAUGUGUAUGUUACUAAUAUGACGUGAGUGCUAUUUAGAGAAGACUACCUUAAGCUGUUGUACAGAGUAUGAAUUUUAUUAAGUUUAUUGCACGUUAUUUUUGUUUUGUUCAGCCUGUGUAAAGUGGAUUAUUUAUUCUGUUUAUUCUGUUACUUCUUUGGCAGUCUCUUGUGCCAAAAUGUUUCCUUUUAACCAUAGUUAGCAUUAUAAUACUGCCUGAAGUAUUGUUAAACAAAGCCUGCUUGUAGAAAAAAUGAAAAUUGGAGUUUAAAAAAAAUAAGUGUUAAAAUCUGCA
Molecule: messenger RNA, 904 nt
Organism: Aquila chrysaetos chrysaetos
Lineage: Eukaryota; Metazoa; Chordata; Aves; Accipitriformes; Accipitridae
Gene: CCL20
Product: C-C motif chemokine ligand 20
Exons: 4
Coding region: 98-400 (100 amino acids)
Biological process (GO): cellular response to type II interferon; chemokine-mediated signaling pathway; inflammatory response
Cellular component (GO): extracellular region
Molecular function (GO): chemokine activity; CCR chemokine receptor binding
Source: RefSeq, a predicted model, not a curated record